This is a messenger RNA of Aphis gossypii (cotton aphid), 3775 nucleotides long. RefSeq names its product metal cation symporter ZIP8-like. Gene Ontology annotation, molecular function: zinc ion transmembrane transporter activity. Gene Ontology annotation, cellular component: membrane. Gene Ontology annotation, biological process: zinc ion import across plasma membrane; intracellular zinc ion homeostasis. Bases 194 to 1423 code for a protein of 409 amino acids. The record is from RefSeq and is a predicted model, not a curated record. NCBI's taxonomy places the organism in Eukaryota, Metazoa, Arthropoda, Insecta, Hemiptera, Aphididae. The transcript is spliced from 9 exons.
AUUUAAACGUUACAUGUUAUCAUUCGUCAUCGUAUUAUUUAACCGUUUUUGACUUUUGAAUUUCACCGCUAUCGGUUUGCACGUUUGUUAUAAAUUAAAAACUUUAUUCGUUUUACAAAAGAAUAAAACCUUCUUAUAUCGUCUCUCUAACUAACACACACAUAUAUAAAAUUUUACUUAAUAAUCCUCGAAAAUGGCAUCAGUUUCUACUGCGUUGGUGAUCUUUGCAUUUUCUUUGGUCUGGUCUAAAUGCUCGGCCGACCCGAUCGCGAUGGAUAACUGCUGGCGGAAAGUGUGGUCUCUGACUCCUUCAUGUACUGAAAUGGACAGUUCUUCAGGCAGCCCAAGGCUAUGCGUUUUUCAGUCAAGAUGUGAUAAUGCAUCUAGACCAAAUGCAUGUACGAUUGAGUUCAUUAGUUAUGAAGAAAAUUAUCCGAUCAAAGCAAUGGCAUCUCCAGAUAACCAAAUGCCGGUAUUGCAACCUAGAAAGUCCACGAAUGCUGAAGCUUGGAUUGGAGGUUUAGUGUCAGUUGGCAUCAUAAGUUUAUCGGGGCUCGUUGGCGCAAUAUUUUGGCCACUACUCAACGACCCGAAUCGAAAGAAAACUGUUAUGAGAAUUCUUUUGGGUUUAGCCACAGGGUCAUUAUCAAGUUCAGCUGUAUUCCAACUUCUUCCUGAAGCGUUCAAAAUAGCAGAGUCGUUUCCCGACUUUAGACACACGGCUCUUAUAAUGUGGUUGAGCCUGUGGGGAUUAUAUAUGAUCGAAACAUUAGCCGGCAUCAUUUUCUACAAAGAAGAAAAAAAGGUCGGCAUUGACGAACUAUCGCCGUCACUUCAGCUCAAUAAUGGCAAUGGAACAGAAAUGAAACAAAUAUCACACGGUCACGGUCACAGUCACAGUCACAAAUUAACAAAUAAAUCUAUGGAUGAUAAGAGCCCGAUUUCGACGUUAGCUCUAUUGGUUCUAUUUGGCGACAGUCUACAUAACAUAAUCGAUGGUAUGUCGAUUGGUGCUGCGUUCUCAGAAAAUGUCACCACCGGCAUAUCCAUAUCGGUUGCAAUUGCUUGCGAGGAAUUCCCACAUGAAAUCGGAGAUUUUGCUAUACUUAUUCAGUCCGGCAUGUCAUUCCGUCGUGCUUUGUCAUUUAAUUUCCUGUCGGCUUGUACAGCGUUUAUAGGUUUGGUAAUUGGUAUUUGUUUGGGAAAUAUGGAAUAUUCUGGGUUUGUAUUCUCUUUCGCCGGUGGACUGUUCCUGUUUAUUACGUUAACGCAUUUGACACCAGAAAUGAAGAGUAUGAUCGAUGAAAACUUGAUUGAAAGUAAAUCGUCUGCAUACACUGGGCUGUUAUUGCAAAACAUUGGUAUGUUAACCGGCGCUACUUUGAUGUAUCUCAUCACGUUUUCGGAUUUCCUGAAAAUUUAAUGAUUCAUUUAAAUUUAAAUAUUAUACCUAAAUAUUUAUCGUACACUUUGCUUUGAGCGUCUGGUGGAGGGUUUUAUGAAAUUGAACAUAUUUAUAUUUUUUUAAAUUAUCACUAGCUACGUUCAUUGUAUAAUAAUAUUGCUUCAAUUAUAAACAUAAUAAAUUAAUAACUAACACGAAGAAAAAUAUAAAUGAAUGGUUUAUAAGUUAGUAGCGAAUAAUAGGCACAUGUCAAUAUUUUGUCGAUCGUCAAUUAUGAAAACGAGGUUAAUAUAUUUUAAAUGUAUAUAGUAUGUAAAAUAACGACGGACGUUAUUUUGUGAUCAAUUUUUAAAAUUUAAUGUAAACUUUAUACUCUUUUAAUACCAUUGAUUAUUACGAAAAAAUAUUUUAUUUUAUAACGUUAUGUAUAAGAAAUAUAUAAUAUUAUGAUUAAUAUAUAAGCAUCUGGUAAAUAAUCAAUGUAAAUCAAUUUUUACGCAAUAUUCGCAUUUAUCAGUUGUAACUUCGUUUUUUUGAAUCAGAUGAUUUCUUUAGUAUUAUGAUUUUUAUAAACCAUAACUUAAUCAUUUUAGAAUUUAGAUAAUUUUAUAUAAUAAUAAUAUAAUUUAUAUAAUUUAUAAAUUGUUUAAGAAUAUUUUUUUUUUAAAUAUGUUUAACUAGGAUUAUUACUAGAAUUAUUAUAAAUGAAAACCAGUACAUAUGUUUUAAUUUAUUAUUUAUAUCAUUAUCGAUAUUUUUAUGAAUGUUAAACUACGCGUUUGUUAUAAUUAUUAUUUUUUAAUCAUAAUUAAUACAUAGACAAUCAAAUAUUUCUUUAACUAUAGGUACAAGAUUCUACAUUUUUACUACAUAGUAUAACAUAAUAAUCAAAGAAAAUUUUUUUUCGAAAUGUUAAUGACGUUUAUAACGUUUUUAUAAUACAAUUAAAGUUUUUGAUUUGUUUAUAAAUUCAAAAUGUUUGGACGUAUAAUACUUUAAACGUAACUGCCUUAAAAAUUAAAAUAUUUCAUAAGAACGUUAACUAAAUUGAAUCAGUCUAAAGUUGACAAUAAACAAAACUCAAAAUGAGUUUUUUUUAUCUUUAAUUUUUAUAAAAUUUUAUAUAUCAAAACCUUGUGUUUUUUCUAUAAGUUACCAAACAGUAAAAUCGUUCACAAUUUUAAAUUGUUUUUAAUGUUAUCUUUAUAUGAUACAUCAUAGUUCAAUUAUAUUAUAUAUAUUGUCAGGUUUUGACUUGCGUAUUUAAAAACUCAUUAGCGGAUUGGAAUUUUGACAACCUCCGCAUAAAUCUAAAUUAUAAAUUUCACUUUAAGCUACUGCUCAUCUUAUUUACCCCUUAAUCUGGGUAUCGCAAAGUAUUUUAAAAGAAUCUUAAGUUACAUAAUAUAUACAGAUACGAUCAAUUUUUUGUUUUAGAAAUAACCAUUUGAAGUAUUGAUUUAAUUUUAAAGUAUUUUCCCUUUUAUAACAUUGGAUUAUAUUUUUAAAAUUCACUGUAAAUUUAAAAUUUUUAUACUUUAAGAUAUUCCAUUCAAAAUUGUUAAUUUGUGAGAUGGAUCAAAAAUUAGAAUAAUAUAUAAUGUAUUUAAUUUUUAUAUAAUUACCUAAGUGCAAUAUAUUAUUUUUAUUCGAUGUUGAUGUUUUAACUGUAUGUAAUUGUUUUAAGUAUUUUAUUAAAAUAUGUACAUAAACUGUAAAGUGUAUAAUAACUUAAUUAUAUUAAAUAUUAUUUUAAGAUAGAAUCUAGAAUGUUAUAGAGUUUUUAAAAAGUGAAGCUGUGCCAAUCAAAAUAUUAAUUAGUAAAAACUUUAAAUUAAUUGUAUAGUUUGAUAAAUAUUUGGAUGAAUAUUGAUUUAACAUUUUCCUUUGAUAUUGAUUCUUGUACAAAAAUCAUAUUAUUUCGAAUGUUUUAUUAUUUUAAAGGUAUACCAUCAUUAAAUUGUAUUACCCUUCUUAUUGAUUAUUUUCUUUUUACUAACUAAAAUUAAUUACGUAAUUUCAUAUACUCGUACUUAUAAUGUACAGUUCGCUCUUGCACAUGCAGUAGCUAUUAAAUACCAACUGUAGAAACUCUGUUAAAUGAACGUAUGCUAAAUUGUUAACCUACUGGUACCAUGGCCUACUCAGGACAGCAGAAUAUGGGGUGUGCCCCUCCCCAUUUACCAUAUUUCUUUAUUUUUUCUUGGUGUUUAAUACAAUUACAAUUAUUAAUACCUAGACGUAUAAUUAUUUUCAACUAUAGAUACUUUAUUUAAGCCGAUCUCGUGUUUUAAACUGUGUAUUAGUGUAUUCAUUUGCUUAGUUUUACGAUUAAGAGUACAAAAUAAUGUAUCAUACAUUAUAUAUUCA